AUGUCUCUCAAAGUGGUCGACGUUCGUUUCGAGCAUUAUCGUCACCCCAAUACUCUUGGCGUUCACGAAAACAAACCGCGCAUCUCAUGGCGCUUUCAAGAUGCACCACCGGGUUUUGAGCAAGAGGCCUAUGAGAUACAGGUCAACCAGGUCUUUGGACAACAGAAACAUCAUGUUUGUACUGUUGAGACUAGAUCAUCCAAGUCUUACUUGGUUACUUGGCCUGGGAACCCGCUUGUGUCCCGUCAGAGAUAUACAGUCUCAGUCAGAGUUAAGGCAAAGGGACAGACUGCGUUCACUGAAUGGAGUGACGAUGCCUGGUUAGAGACAGGUAUCUUGGAACGAAGUGGCUGGAAAGGCAGCUUCAUUUCAGCUCUAUGGUCAGAGAAAGACAAUGACAAGCCCAAACCAGAAGACCUCUUUCGCAAGACCUUCUCAUUGAGUGGAAAGGUGCAAUCAGCAAGACUGUACAUCACAGCUCGAGGUGUAUACGAAGCCGAGAUCAACGGACAACGCGUCGGUGAUCACUUCUUGGCACCAGGUUGGACUUGCUAUGAUGACCGGUUGACCUAUCAAACUUACGAUGUCACUGAUUCCAUCAACGACAAAGACAAUUGCCUGGGUGUCCGUCUGGCAGAAGGAUGGUUCACCGGCCGACUAAGCUUUGAUGGUGGUCGAAGAAAUAUCUAUGGUACUCGAACAAGUGUACUGGCUCAGCUUGAGCUUCGUCUCGACGAUGGAUCCACUCAGAUUAUCACGACAGAUAAUGAGUGGACCGUAACUCAGGGUCCCAUUCGCCAAGCAGAACUUUACGACGGAGAGAAGUACGACAGCACUCUCGAGAUACCAGGGUGGUCUUCCCCUGGUGAUAUCAAUGGCACUUGGGAGAAGGUGGAGGAAGUACCAUUCAUCUCAGAGGGAAUUGAUCUUACCGCUGCUACUGCCGAGCCAGUUCGUCGCACCGAAACCGUCCAGCCUGUUGAGAAAAUCAUCACUCCGACAGGAAAGACUAUUAUCGACUUUGGUCAGAAUCUCGUCGGGUAUGUCCGUAUCAAGCAGAUCAAAGGCCCCCGUGGACACAAAGUCACCUUGCGACACGCCGAAGUUCUCGAGAAUGGAGAAUUGGGCACAAGGCCUCUGCGGCUAUGUGCUGCUACCGACAUCUACACACUCAGAGGUGAUGCAGAACCAGAGAGCUAUGAGCCAAGGUUCACCUAUCAUGGCUUUCGCUAUCUCGAAAUCGAGGACUGGCCUUGGCCUGAAAAGCAUGUCACAGACGCAGUUGAGGCCGUGGUUUGCCACACAGAUAUGGAAGAACAGGGCCAAUUUGCAUGUUCAAACGACAAACUCAACAAGCUCUUUAGCAAUGUUCGCUGGAGUAUGAGAGAUAACUUUCUCUCGAUACCCACAGAUUGCCCCCAACGAGAUGAACGUCUCGGAUGGACAGGAGACUUGGCAUUAUUCGCACCAACAGCCAAUUUCAUCUAUGGUUGUUAUCCGAUCCUGAAAGACUGGCUCAAGGGUGUUUCAUUUGACCAGAAACAACGAGGAGGAAUUCCUCCAAUGGUCUCGCCCAAUGUCCUUGACAAGUGCAGAAUCUGGGGUCCUAUCUGGCCUUGUGCGAUUUGGCAUGAUGUUGUUGUUCUGGCACCGUGGGCUUUGUAUCAGGAGACAGCGGAUUCGUCAAUUCUAUUUGACCAGUUUGAGUCAAUGGAGACAUGGUUGAGGGUUAUUCCUAGGAAUAAAGAUGGAUCUACUCACCUUUGGUCAUUUGAUGCGGAUCAACUUGCGGACUGGCUUGAUCCGAAUGCGCCACCAGACGAUGCUGCCAAAGCUACAACUGAUCCUCCAUUAGUUGCCAAUGCAUUUCUGAUACAUUGCCUCGACAUAAUGGGGCAGGUAUGCAGUGUGUUGGGAAAGGCAGAGAGCAGCUCUUAUUACAAAAUAUGGGCCGGAAAGGCUCGCGUCGAGUUCACACAAGAAUAUGCUUCACCGAAUGGCCGUCUAGUAUCAGAUACUCAGACCGCUUAUGCUCUCGCCAUCUGCUUCAAUCUACUCAAUGAACAACAGCUAUCACGUGCGGGCUCACGACUGGCAGACAUUGUCAAACGAAACGGCUUCCGAAUAGGCACUGGCUUCGCUGGAACGCCAUAUGUUUGCGAAGCCCUCACCAAAACAGGCCACAGCAAUGUAGCUUACGCGAUGCUCCUCAACGAAAAGUGUCCGUCUUGGCUGUAUGCUAUUUCCAUGGGUGGAACAACUACCUGGGAACGAUGGGAUAGCAUGCUCCCAGAUGGAUCAAUCAACCCUGGCGAGAUGACCAGUUUCAAUCACUACGCUUAUGGAGCAGUAGCCAAGUUCAUGGUCGAAAGACUUGCUGGGCUUCAACAGGUUGAGGCUGGAUGGAAGAAGUCUAGGGUGCAGCCAGAAAUCGUUGGUGAUUUUACGUGGGCUUCUGCAUCGCAUCUCACACCUUUUGGAAAGGUAUCGAGUUCGUGGAAGUUGGAGAAGGAUGUGCUGUAUGUGGAUGUCGAGGUACCAACUGGUACGACAAUGGAAGUUGUGCUACCUGAUGGAGAGAACGGCAAGACGGAGAAUGUUGGCUCUGGGAAAUGGUCUUUCAAGGCGGAUUAUAAGAAAUGCGAUGAGUGGCCAGUGAAGGAGACCAAGUUUAUAUUGCAGGAGAUAUUCGAGGGGUUUGAGAAGGAGGAAGGUCGUUAG
Molecule: messenger RNA, 2721 nt
Organism: Fusarium pseudograminearum CS3096
Lineage: Eukaryota; Fungi; Ascomycota; Sordariomycetes; Hypocreales; Nectriaceae
Exons: 2
Coding region: 1-2721 (906 amino acids)
Biological process (GO): carbohydrate metabolic process
Source: RefSeq, a predicted model, not a curated record